Molecule: messenger RNA, 1835 nt
Organism: Aspergillus uvarum CBS 121591
Lineage: Eukaryota; Fungi; Ascomycota; Eurotiomycetes; Eurotiales; Aspergillaceae
Product: MFS siderophore iron transporter
Exons: 3
Coding region: 1-1812 (603 amino acids)
Biological process (GO): transmembrane transport
Molecular function (GO): transmembrane transporter activity
Source: RefSeq, a predicted model, not a curated record
AUGUUCACCAAGUUGCGGGCUCCCUUCCGUCGGUCGACGACGGAUGAGGCCGGCACCGCCGUCACCCUGCCCUCCCCCGUCGAGGGCUCCAGCAGCGCCCUGCCCGGCGAGAAGAACGUCGAGGCCGGCAUAGCGCCCACCACCGACAGCACCAACACCGACUCCGACGAAGAGCACCCCGAAUCCACCGAGGAUCAGGCCGGUACUCACACCGUCGAGGCCAUCACCGCCACCUGGACCAAGGCGUCUUUGAUUGCCGUCUUCAUCAACAUCUGGUUCCUCUACUUCGUCAACGCCUUCCAAAGCGAAAUCCUGUCCACGCUGGUCCCCUAUCUCACCUCGGCCUGGGACUCGCACUCGCUACUCAAUGUCAUCUAUGUGGUCUCCGACUGCUGCACGGCGGCCAUCUUCAUCCCGCUGGCCAAGUUGAUGGACGUCUGGGGCCGUGCCGAGGGCUUCGCCUUCAUGGCCAUCAUCUCGACGAUGGGACUGAUCAUCAUGGCGGCGUGCAGCAACCUGCCUAGCUUCUGCGCGGGCUACGUGUUUUAUAAUGUCGGCUUCUCGGGCAUCACCUUUUGCGUGGACACCCUGACCGCCGACGCGUCGCAGCUGCGCAACCGAGCGCUGGCUUACGCCUUCACCUCGUCGCCGUACAUCAUUUCCGCCUUUGCAGGUCCCAAGGCCGGUGAGGACGCGCUGGGCAUGAGCAUGCGCUGGGCCUUCGGCGCCUUCGCCAUCAUCUUCCCCGUCGUCGCCGCGCCCCUCUACUGCAUCCUGCGGUACAACACCAACAAGGCCAAGAAGGAGGGCCGCCUCGUCCGCGAGCGCAGCGGCCGCACCCUGACCCAGAACAUCUGGUUUUGGGCCAUGGAGUUCGACGUGGUCGGCGUGAUCCUCUUCUCCGCCGGACUGGUGGUCUUCUUCCUGCCCUUCGACAUCGCCAGCAUGGCGCCGCACGGCUGGAAGACGGGGUACAUCAUCGCGAUGAUCGUGGUGGGGUUCUCGAUGAUCAUCUUCUUCGCGAUCUGGGAGUACUACUUCGCGCGGGUGCCGUUCAUGAAGCUGAAGUACCUGACGGACCGGACGGUGCUGGGCGCGUGCCUGCUGGACGCGACGUACCAGGUGUGCUACUACUGCUGGGACAGCUACUUCACCUCGUUCCUGCAGGUGGUCAACGACCUGUCGGUGGCGGACGCGGGCUACGUGAACAACACCUUCGACGUGGUCUCGGGCGUGCUGCUGCUGUUCAUCGGCUGGCUGAUCUCGCGCACCGGUAAGUUCCGCUGGCUGCUGUACUGGGCCGUGCCCCUGUACAUCUUCGCCCAGGGCUUGAUGAUCUACUUCCGCCGCCCCAACCAGAACGUUGGGUACCUGGUCAUGUGCCAGAUCUUUAUCUCGAUCGGUGGCUCGGUGUUCAUUCUCGUGCAGCAGCUGGCCGUCGAGGCAGCCGUAGACCACCGCCACGUCGCGGCCACCCUGGCGCUGCUGAAUGUCGUCGGCACCGUGGCCGACGGCAUCGGCUCGACCAUCUCCGGCGCCAUCUGGACCAACACCUUCGAGAAGGGCCUGUACAAGUACCUGCCCGCCUCGGCAAUCCCGGACAUCGACGACAUCUACGAGGACAUCGACACCCAGCUGAGCUACCCGGUGGGGAGUGCCGUCCGCACCGCCAUCCAGGAGGCGUACGGCUACGCGCAGACCCGCAUGCUGGCCGUGGGCACGGGGUUGUUCGUGCUGUCGUUCAUCUGGAUGUUCAUGAUCCGCGACAUCGACCUGCGCAAGAAGAAGCAGGUGCACGGUAUGGUGUGGUAGGGUGCAGUACCACACACAACACC